Molecule: messenger RNA, 647 nt
Organism: Anastrepha ludens (Mexican fruit fly)
Lineage: Eukaryota; Metazoa; Arthropoda; Insecta; Diptera; Tephritidae
Product: titin-like
Exons: 2
Coding region: 46-516 (156 amino acids)
Source: RefSeq, a predicted model, not a curated record
CAAAGUGACGCAGUAGUACUCGAAAAUAGCAUAAAGUUUGAAGUUAUGGAGCAUUUCUUAAAUUGGUUUUCCUUCUGUGUCAUGUUCGCCCAUUUGAAUUACAUCAUGGCUUCACAUCACGGCUUUGAGGACCUCCAAUACGGCGGCUAUCAUCCGGUUGAGACACAUUCAGAGGUAUCCAAGCAUGUGCCUGUGAAAGUGAUAGAGAAGGUGCCACUCUCCAUACCGCACCCAGUGCCCGUAGAGGUGCCCAAUGUGAUACGCAUACAAAUUCCAGAACCUUAUGCAGUGCAUGUGCCGGUCGAACAGGAAAUUGAAGUGCCCACUUAUAACAUCGUUCCCGAGAUUACCGAAAAACGUAUACCCUAUACAGUUGAGAAACCAUAUCCAGUGGAAGUGGAGCGUCCCUAUCCCGUAGAAGUAGUGAAACAAAUUAAAAUACCAGUGCCUAAACCAUAUCCGGUGCCUAUUACCAUUUACAAGCAUGUGGUGCAGAAGGAUCAUGGUUGGGAUUAGUGUGUAUGGGAGAGGGAAAAAGAGAGACGGAAAGAAAAGUUGGAGUAGGACGUAGGUGCAUUUGAAAAGCUUUCAGGUUUUUCGAAAUAUUUAUGUUAAAGUCUGUAUUUAAUUUAUAAUAAAAUUGGAGC